GGUUUCCGCACGGGACUAUUAUUGUGUGUGACGCAUUAAGGCUGCGCUGCUGUAACUACAUGCGAAUUAUGAUCAAUCGAAAACUUUCAAACAAUCGUCGAUUAUUGGAGAUUUCUCAUAUUUUUGGUUCUUAUUAGAUCAUGAAUUUCUUCCGCAACCGUCUGGUGGUUUUGGGGCUGGUUUUACUGGCCACUGUGCUGCUGUAUCUGCUGCUACCCGCCAUGCGGCAGGGGAGUAUGGAGCCGUCUUUGGAGGUACAGCAGCGGAUGGGUUUGAUCGCGGCUUCUCCGCCUCCACCGCCGCCGUCUAGCAUCAACAUAACGGUGAGGACCGGACAGCUGCCCGGGGACCCGCCGCUCUUCUUCAGGGAAGCUCUGCCCGUGGACAGCGCUGGUAGACAGAUACUGCCCAGGCUUCAGAUGGUGCUGCUUCAUGGCCAGGCCUUCACCUCUAAAUCCUGGGAGGAAUUGGGCACCCUCGGCCUGCUGGCUACCAACGGGUAUCAAGCCCUGGCACUUGAUCUGCCCGGUUUUGGGAAUUCUCCAGACUCUGAGUCGGUCAAGUCGGAUCAGAGCCGCGUGGAUCUUCUGAAGCGGUUUCUGGAAGCUCUGGGCGUCAGAGCUCCAGUUUUGCUGAGUCCGUCCAUGAGCGGUCAUUAUGCCAUGCCGUUCCUGCAGAGACACAGUGCCCAGCUGCAUGGCUUUGUGCCCAUCGCCCCUGUGGGUACCCGCGGCAUCACCCCACAGCAGUACCGGGACAUUCAGACUCCAACGCUGAUCAUAUAUGGUGAAUUGGACACCAAUCUUGGUGCCCAGUCUCAGAAGAACCUGAUUCAGCUGCCCCAUCACACCGUGGUGAAGCUGGAGGGAGCUCGACACGCCUGUUACAUGGACAAACCUCGCGAGUUCCACCGCGCCCUGCUCGACUUCCUCAGCAAACUCGACUGAGUGAGGAGCAAGAGUGAAAGUAUACGAAGAAUGUGUGCAAAAACCUUUGAGAGACUACAGAAGAAAAAGAAAGAGAAAAGAAAUGAAUUAGAAAAAUAGAAACAGAACUGUUACGUAGCUGAGGUAUAAAAGCAGACCUGAACCCUGUAGCCAAAACACCAUUUUGCAGAUUGAUCAAACAUUUUAUUAGCCAUCCACAUCAACUCACGAGUAUUAUUUCACUUUUGGCAGCAUUAAGAUAAAACAUUACAAUUACAGUUUAUAACAAGCCAAACCUUAGCAGGCUUACAGGGGGUUGUUCCUGUAACAUUGCCCUGGUUUCCAGUCUGAGGGUUGAUCUUGUUUUGGAAAAGGCCACUAAAUGCUUAGUCACCUUUUCAACUGUCAUAGCCCUCCAUCUCUACAAGGUUGCCAUGGUUUCCUGUCUGAGAUUUCUUUCCCUGUAACUGAGGGUUGUUCCAUUAUGCUGUUGCCAUGGUUUACUAUCAGAAGGUUUUCCCUAUGAUGGUGUUGCCAUGGUUUCUGGUCUGAAGAUUUUUGAUGUAAUGGUGUUGCCAUGGUUUCUGAUCUGAGGGUUGUUCCUGGAACACAGUGAUACCAUGGUUUAUAUCUGAGGGUUGUUUUGUAAUGAUGUUGCCAGGGUUUCUGGUCUGAAGGUGUUUGCUGUAAUGGUGUUGCCAUGGUUUCUGAUCUGAUGGUUGUUCCUUUAACACAAUCUUUCCAUGGUUUUAUGUCUGAGGGUUUGUAUCUGUAAUGUUGUUGCCGUGGUUUCCAGUCUGAGAGUUGCUCCUGGAAAACAAUGUUACCAUGGUUUUAUAUCUAAGGGUUGUUUUCUAAUGAUGUUGCCAUGGUUCCUGGUCUGAAGGUGUUGCCAUGGUUUCUUAUCUGAGGGUUGUUUUGUAAUGGUGUUGUCAUGGUUACUGAUCUGAGGUUUGUUCCUUUAACACAAUCUUUCCAUAAUUUUAGGUCUUUUAGAGUUUGAGUCUGAAAUGUUGUUACCAUGGUUUCCUGUCUGAGUGUUGUACCUGUAACUUUGGUGCCAUUGUUUUCUAUCUGAGGGUUGUUCCAUUAUUCUGUUGCUAUGGUUUUAUGUCUGAGGGUUUGGAUCUGUAAUGUUGUUGCCAUGGUUUCCAGUCUGAGGGUUGUUCCUUUAUUCUCUUCAACUCUGAAGCACUUUUGGGCGGUCACCAGCAAUUUUUCACACUCCGAUUUAAAAGCUCACCAUUUACACAUACUGUGGACUAACUGCCAAAAAGUGGUCUAAUUUUUUCAGAAACCCCCCCAAAUAUUUGUUGUUGUCCUAACAUGUUAUUCUGGUUCUGCUGACACCAUCUCCCUCAAAAAAGUAUUAUUUUAUUUCACUAGAUGGCAGGAAGUCACAAUAUGCCAAUCUGAAAUGUAGGUGGCGCUCUAACACAUUUUAGCCCUCACAGAUGUGCUCGUCCAUAGACAUUGAGUCUAAUUUUCAGUUUAUGCAUCUCCCCCAUUAUUAUAUCAAAUACUUUAGCUUCGGAGUAGACUAGAAGCUCAAUCACAAGCUAAUAUAACGUAUAUUUCUGAUGAUUUGUUUAGCAUGCUUUUCCUGCGGGAAUGCAUAUUUUGUCCUGAACAUCUAAGAUAUAACAUUGGAUUAUUCACAAGCAAGCUCACAGACAAGAAAACAAUGGCUAAGAACUUCCUACGGUAACGUUUAUAGCUAUUUGGGGCUUACAGCAUCAGUUAUCGAAGCAUAAACAACAUGUUUUUAUUUGAUGACUUACAAAAAUCAUAUUUCACUGUGAUUCUUUUGAAAAUAUUUUAAACUGUGGUAUUAGUGCAACAAAAUAAACAGUAUAUAUACAGUCACGUGAGAAUGAGCUUUCAUUUGAUAUAUGAUUUGUCUAUUUAAGUGCUAUUUUAAAAACUUUUAUAUUAAUAUUUCUACCACAUAACCACUAGGUGGCGCUUAAUUGUGACGCGAAUUUUGGUAUUUUAAGUAACAUAAAUGCAGAACCGAAAGAAACUUCCGAUUCCAAGCUUUCAAACGAUACCACAUACACCUGAUUUAUGUAUUCGAAGACUUUUUUUACUUUUUUUUGCGAUAUAGCACCCCCUUUUGGACCUGUGUGUCCACCGAGUUGAAGAGGUUAACACAAUCUUUCCAUGGUUUUAUAUCUGAGAGUUCGAGUUGGAAAUGUUGUUGCCAUGGUUUCCUGAGUGUUGUACCUGUAACUUUGGUGCCGUUGAUUUCACAAUUAAUUUGCUGGCGAGACUAAAUUAAGCAGUUUCACGAAUAGCGCAAUGAUAUUAAUGCACUUUUUUUUUGGCCAUUAUGUUUCCUAAAGAGCGCAUCAUUAGACUAAUUUAAUUUGCAAUCUACUUAAUUAAUUUCACUUGUGUCAUUUCUGAGCAAAUCCACAAUUAUCGAGAUGAACAUCGUCGAUAGGCUGAACGAUAUUGUAGUCACUUAACGGACAAAACAUGAUCAUGGCUAUUACAACCCCCUUAUAUCCAUUGGAUUGCCGUGUGUCUGGAGUCUGCAAUGCUACAGGAACCUCUCCGAGACUGUGGGGAAAAUGGCACUCGCAUUGUUUGACAUAGAUUCAGUAAGACAUCUUACUGUGUUUGAGGGAAGUCCAAAGUUUUCACACCAGCAGCUGGCACACAUUUUACCACUGAAUGUAGCAUGUGUAUACUGGGUUUGUGGUUUUAACAGCUCAAACAUGGAGACAAGUUACGAAAAAGAAAAACAGAUCUGCGGUCAUGAUAUCAUCGAAUUCACUGGAAUUAUUAUUAUAACACAUGAAAAUGUAGGUGCCUAAUUGUUUCAUUGGUUGUUCAUUACAUAUUUAUUUAUUGCAUCAAAGCUUAAACAUGACAGAACCUGUAUUGUGUGUGUGUGUGUGUGUGUGUGUGUGUGUGUGUGUGUGUGUGUGGUAUUGAUGUGCUGUUUGUUUAUAGCUUGUAAAUAUGAAUAUGUUGUAAAGAACUGUGAGACGCCUAUGAGCUGUCAAUAUUUCUAAAUCUUCAUCCUGAUUCUUCAUUGAGACUGAAUUCCUUUGUGCAUGGAGCAGCAGAACUGUGGGACAUGCUUUUGUUCAUUGCAAAAUAAAAUCAGUUCUUAUGAAUCCUUUUGCAUUUGUGGUUAUCGUUUCUAGUGCUCCUCUAUAACUUGACAUGAAAAUAGGCAGUAUAAUGUGCUUAACUCUGGCAA
Molecule: messenger RNA, 4140 nt
Organism: Xyrauchen texanus (razorback sucker)
Lineage: Eukaryota; Metazoa; Chordata; Actinopteri; Cypriniformes; Catostomidae
Product: protein ABHD14A
Exons: 5
Coding region: 141-947 (268 amino acids)
Cellular component (GO): cytoplasm
Source: RefSeq, a predicted model, not a curated record